Messenger RNA from Tupaia belangeri chinensis (Chinese tree shrew), 5475 nucleotides. It is a transcript of the gene PIK3R1, whose product is annotated as phosphoinositide-3-kinase regulatory subunit 1. Gene Ontology annotation, biological process: insulin receptor signaling pathway; phosphatidylinositol phosphate biosynthetic process. Gene Ontology annotation, cellular component: phosphatidylinositol 3-kinase complex. NCBI's taxonomy places the organism in Eukaryota, Metazoa, Chordata, Mammalia, Scandentia, Tupaiidae. Gene Ontology annotation, molecular function: 1-phosphatidylinositol-3-kinase regulator activity; protein binding. The record is from RefSeq and is a predicted model, not a curated record.
UGGCCAGGCCCCCGGGACCGAAAUGUGAAGCUCGUGCGUGGAGUGCCACAGUACAAUCAGACGGCAGAUGGACAGUGUGACGAGAGCGUCAGAGAGGAUCGGGCCUCGCUGUGAGAGUCGGCCUGGAGUCAGAGUGUUGACAAGUUGUUGAAAAGGAAGCCAGUGGGAGGACUGUGGCACACGGAGGAAGUACAGCCCUGUCUUCGUCUUGCCAUUGAUGGAGGACAGAUGGACAGCCGGAUGGCCAGUCACCUCUCCUCUUAAACCUUUGGAGAGUGGUCCUUUGUCCUCUGCUGGACACAUAUCAGGCAUUUUAACACAGGCUCCAAAUUCACUUUCCAUAAAUACAUAAAAUUAGACUGCAGUAUACAACCAGACUCAUCUGUUGCAUGCAACAGGUUCUCAAACAUGAGUGCCGAGGGCUACCAGUACCGAGCGCUGUACGACUAUAAGAAGGAACGAGAGGAAGAUAUCGACUUGCACUUGGGUGACAUUUUGACUGUGAAUAAAGGAUCUUUAGUAGCACAUGGAUUCAGUGAUGGACAAGAAGCCAGACCUGAAGAAAUCGGCUGGUUAAAUGGCUAUAAUGAAACCACGGGGGAGAGGGGAGACUUUCCGGGAACUUAUGUAGAAUAUAUUGGAAGGAAAAAAAUCUCACCCCCGACACCAAAGCCCCGGCCACCUCGACCCCUUCCUGUUGCACCAGGUUCUUCUAAAACUGAAACAGACAGUGAACAACAAGCUUUGACUCUUCCAGAUCUUGCAGAGCAGUUCGCCCCUCCUGACAUUGCCCCACCUCUUCUGAUCAAGCUUGUGGAAGCCAUUGAAAAGAAAGGUCUGGAAUGUUCAACUCUAUACAGAACACAGAGCUCCAGCACCCCAGCAGAAUUACGACAGCUUCUUGAUUGUGAUACGGCUUCUGUGGACUUGGAAAUGAUCGAUGUGCACGUUUUAGCAGAUGCUUUCAAACGCUAUCUCCUGGACUUACCAAAUCCUGUCAUUCCAGUAGCCGUUUACAGUGAAAUGAUUUCUUUAGCCCAAGAAGUACAAAGCUCCGAAGAAUAUACCCAGCUAUUGAAGAAGCUCAUUAGAUCGCCUCACAUACCUCAUCAGUAUUGGCUUACACUUCAGUAUCUGCUGAAACAUUUCUUCAAGCUCUCUCAAACCUCCAGCAAAAAUCUCUUGAAUGCAAGAGUGCUCUCAGAAAUUUUCAGCCCUAUGCUUUUCAGAUUCCCAGCAACCAGCUCUGAUAGUACCGAACACUUCACAAAAGUUGUAGAAAUUUUAAUUGCAACUGAAUGGAGUGAGCGACAGCCUGCACCAGCACUGCCACCUAAGCCACCAAAACCCACUACUGUAGCCAACAACGGUAUGAAUAACAAUAUGUCCUUACAAGAUGCUGAAUGGUACUGGGGUGAUAUCUCAAGGGAAGAAGUAAAUGAAAAACUUCGAGAUACAGCAGAUGGGACCUUUCUGGUACGAGAUGCAUCUACUAAAAUGCAUGGUGAUUAUACUCUUACACUAAGGAAAGGAGGAAAUAACAAAUUAAUCAAAAUAUUUCACCGAGAUGGGAAAUAUGGCUUCUCUGACCCAUUAACCUUCAAUUCUGUGGUUGAAUUAAUAAACCACUACCGGAAUGAAUCUCUAGCUCAGUAUAAUCCCAAACUGGAUGUGAAAUUACUUUAUCCAGUAUCCAAAUACCAACAGGAUCAGGUUGUCAAAGAAGAUAAUAUUGAAGCUGUAGGUUUUAAAAAGUUACAUGAAUAUAACACUCAGUUUCAAGAAAAGAGUAGAGAAUAUGAUAGAUUGUAUGAAGAAUAUACUCGUACUUCCCAGGAAAUUCAAAUGAAAAGAACAGCUAUUGAAGCAUUUAAUGAAACCAUAAAAAUAUUUGAAGAACAGUGCCAAACCCAGGAGAGGUACAGCAAAGAGUAUAUAGAGAAGUUUAAACGUGAAGGCAAUGAAAAAGAAAUACAAAGGAUUAUGCAUAAUUAUGAUAAGUUAAAGUCUCGAAUCAGUGAGAUUAUUGACAGUAGAAGAAGAUUGGAGGAAGACCUCAAGAAGCAGGCAGCUGAGUACCGAGAGAUCGACAAACGCAUGAACAGCAUUAAACCAGACCUCAUUCAGCUGAGAAAGACGAGAGACCAAUACUUGAUGUGGUUGACCCAAAAAGGUGUUCGGCAGAAGAAGUUGAACGAAUGGUUGGGCAAUGAAAACACUGAGGACCAAUAUUCCCUGGUGGAAGACGAUGAGGAUUUGCCCCACCACGAUGAGAAGACGUGGAAUGUCGGAAGCAGCAACCGAAAUAAAGCUGAAAACCUGUUGCGGGGGAAGCGAGAUGGCACAUUUCUAGUCCGGGAGAGCAGUAAACAGGGCUGCUAUGCCUGCUCUGUAGUGGUGGACGGUGAAGUAAAGCACUGUGUCAUCAACAAGACGGCGACCGGCUAUGGCUUUGCUGAGCCCUAUAACUUGUACAGCUCUCUGAAAGAACUGGUGCUACAUUACCAACACACCUCCCUCGUGCAGCACAAUGACUCCCUCAACGUCACACUAGCCUACCCGGUAUAUGCACAGCAGAGGCGAUGAAGCGCUUAUCCUCUGAUCCUUCUCCUGAAGUUCAACCACCCCGAGGCCUCUGGAAAGCAAAGGGCUCCUCUCCAGCCUGACCUGUGAAUUGAGCUGCGGAAACGAAGCCAUCUGUCUUCAGAUGGGACUAGAGCUUUCUUUGACAAAAAAAGAAGUAGGGGAAGACCUGCAGCAUGCAGCCUAGGGCUGUGUGAUGAGUUUCUAAUCUGGAGUGUUCAUCUUCCUUUCUUUUCUUUUCUUCUUUUUUUAUUUUUUUAAAAGAAGUAUGGUUUAAUUUAAAGCCACAACACACAACAUGAAGAGAAAAAGAAACGCAAAAAUCUCUGCGUGCAGGGACAAAGAGGCCUUUAAUCAUGGUGCUUGAUAAUGCUUUCUGAAGCUUUACCAGCUAAAAGUUGGGACUUUGGAGACCAGAGGGUGGAUGGGGCAGAAGAGCCCUGGCCUGAGGACGCUUGGUCCAGCCUGGUUUAGCCUGGGUGUUGCUGUGCACGGUGGCCCAGACACAUCGCACUGUGGAUUAUUUCAUUUUCUAACAAAUGAACGAUAUGUAGCAGAAAGGCACUUCCGCUCACGAGGGACACUGAGAGAACAUCAGUUCGUCUGUGUGUUAAGAGGAAAUUCUGUCCUAGCGAAGUGCCAGAAAGUGUUUUCUUUAAACUUCUCAAAACAAAAACAAAAACCUACAACACGAAACAACCCACCAACAGAAAAAUUGAACUGAGAAAACAGGACUUAAAGUGACAUUCAGUAUAUAAAAUAUGUAAAUAAUAUUUGAUGACUAACUAUCAAAUAGAUGGAUUUGUAUCAAUACCAAAUAGCUUCUGUUUUGUUUUGCUGAAGGCUAAAUUCACAGCGCUAUGCAAUUCAAUUCUUAAUUUUCAUGUUAUCUCAGUUUUAAAUGUACCUUCAGAAUAAGCUUUCCCCACCCCAGUUUUUGUUGCUUGAAAAUAUUGUCCCUGAUUUUUUGUUAAUAUUCAUCUUGUUAUUUUUAUUCUCUUUUUUUUUAAAGAAAUGUACAGGAUGCCAGUUUAAAAAAAAAUGGCUUCAGAAUUAAAACUAUGAAAUAUUUUACAGUUUUUCUUGUACAGAGUACUUGGCCAUUAGCCCAAGGUUAAAUUUUGGACUAAAUGUUUUGUUGGGCAGUGCCUGAUAAGCUUCAAAGCUGCUUUAUUCAAUAAAAAAAAAAAGAAAGAAAGAAAAAGAUAUAUGAAUAUGACAAAGUAUCACUGAGUCCGACAAUGUUGUUUUAAGACUCUUAAAAUACGGUACCUGGCAAUGUUUGUUUCAUAAAGAAUUGUGAACUUCUUGAAUCUAGGGAGGGGGGGUGUAACAGGUGGGUGGUGGGGGGAUGGCAAAGGUUUUAUGCACUUUCUCUUUCUCAUAUUACAGAGAAAUAGUGGAUAACUGCACAGCAAGUCGCUUAUACGUUAGUCCUUUCCCACUUGGAUUCGCUAGUUGUUAUCAAGUAGUAACAAUUACAAACCUGCUGUCAACUCUAACACAGCACAGCGGGUCAGGUGUUUCAGUUCUCACAAAGUGCUGAGCGUUUUUGGGUCCCUGGAACAGAGCUCACAUGUGUUUGGAACACUGGUUUAAAGGUAUAAUCUCUGCAUUUAGAAAAGGUGUCUUUGUCUUUUUAACAUUAGGCUCUCAUGAUGACCAACAAACAUUCAUUUUUUUAAAAAACCACGAUCUGAAAAAAAUAUUUGUAGUUGGCCGUUUGUCAUUUUCCCAGCUUUCCAUUCAAUUAAGAACCUAAAGCAAAUAGAUACGAUCGUACCAUUGCUCCUCUGGGCUGUGUAGAGCUUGUUAGUCAUGGUCAUCGCAGGAGUCCACAUGACGGUCCUUCUCAUUCAUCCAAAUAAUUGCAUGUGUUCUACUUCACUGUGGGAAAAGGAAGGGGUCGUUAGCAUCAUCUUCCCAUUUAGGAUGAGAGAGCGAGAGGACUCUCCCUGAUUUACAUAUGCAAACGCUGUUAUGUUCAGUAGGAAUUGUACAUGUGUUGAAAGGGAUAAAGGCUAAUUAUAAUCAUGGUCACUACCCUGGUAGAUUAAACGGGAAUCUUGAAAUUUCAGUUUCCCUUUCUCAACCUUAGAUUUACCCACAGUUUUAGUUCUCUUUCUUUCCAGUACUAGGAUAAGGGUUUUUUGUUUGUUUGUUUGGGAUUUUUUUAAUGUUCUUUCAAAAAGUUUUUUUGAAAGGAUUUGUCUAGCAGCUGAGUUAAUCAUCUGUAGAAUGUAUUAUUUUUCCUCUUUACAUGAAGUUACUCAUACUCAAUAGCAAAAGUCGGUCUUAGCAGCCAGACCGUCAGCCUCAAACUUGACCAUUACUGACCUACCCAUCUCUCUCAUCAUCAGACAAUUGAUGUCCCUGGUUUUAGUCUGUGAAUGUCUUUGCUUUCAGACUUCUGGUAGUAAUAUCUAUCCACAUCACACAGAAAUCUAACAGUUAAUUAGUUAAUAGUAGUUUAUAAACUAGAUUUGUGGCUUAUUUUUUUUAGCACAUCAUGUAUACUAUUAAAUAGAAUUUUCAUUUAAUUUCUACAAUAUAAGAUCUGAAAUCAGAUGUUUCAUUAAAAGCUACAGUUUAAUAUCUUGGUUUCAACACUUUACAAGAUGACAUGGUAUCUGGGCACUUGCCUUAUUUUUCAUCUCACAAGCGUAAGUGCAAUAGGUUUUUCAUUGAACAGCAAGGCAGAAUUCACUGUUCAGAUAACAGUUAUACCGUACCUUACCUUUUCUGCCAAAUGCCUUUUUGAUUGCAGCGUAGUGUGCAAUCAGCUCUUCCAGAUGUUCGACCAGCAAGGCUCUUUGGAUUCAAGCAGAUAGUCAUCUCCUGACUACGUCUGAGUGGCUCACACGAGGGUGAAUGGAUUCAGCAGAGGCACUC